AGCAAACGCGUGCUUAUGUAAGAGUUCACGAAGCCGCCUGCGGGACAUGAGACGCACACUUUGGUGAAAUGGGACAGAAACGCAGGGUGACGCAGGGACGAGGAGAGGGAGGAGACGCACAAGGACGAGGAGGCCCGUGGACAUCUGCGUUCAGGUAACAAGCUGUGACAGCGGGGAUGCGAGUUACGUGCGAGGAGGACGUGGGUGCGGGCCGUUCUGUUAGAACACACGGCACCCGAGGGACCAGCUGCACCCCCCCUGCUGCAGGUCUCCCAUGACAUGAACCCCAGCCAGUGUCCAGCAGCACACGUGAAACGUGACCCUGCUGCCGCCACGCUUCACUUCCACCCUCAUGAUGUCCCAUGCAAAGCUCGGAACCGUCCUCUCGUAACAUCUGGGUUUGCUCUGGGUCCAGAUGCAGUAACAUGAUGUAACAUUUAGUUUUCACUGUAGGAUAUUUUAUAGAGCAACUAAGCUAAUAUAUUAACCAUCAUGUUUUAGUGUGCAACACCUGGUCUGCUCUUUGCUGCUACUCGCUCUCACCCCUCUCACCCCUUCCCCUCCUCCCCUCCCUCACACACCCGGUACUCCCUCCAUCCUCAAACACUGGACAUCUUUGUGCGUCUGUGUGCGUCCCCGUGUCACCAGAUCGCCCGCCUUUGUCCAGCUUUGACAUUCUUGACAUGUUUCUGCAAUGAAUCCACGAAGCAAACGCAAACAAGCCUCGUCAUAUGGUCCCAAUCACGUCGCUGUCGUUCAGUAAUGUGGGCGACCGAAGGCUUCACGUCCGUACUCCAGCUCCCUCUCUCUCUGCUCACCUGUGCAGGCUGGGCGAUCAGUUCUACCAGGAGGCCAUCGAGCACUGCCGCAGCUACAACGCGCGUCUGUGCGCCGAGCGCAGCGUGCGCAUGCCCUUCCUGGACUCUCAGACCGGGGUGGCGCAGAACAACUGCUACAUCUGGAUGGAGAAGUUCCAGCGGCGGCCAGGCCAGGCAGCGGGACAGAUGUAUACCUACCCUGCCCGCUACUGGAGGAAGAAGAGGCGACUCCACCCGCCCCUUGAUCCCCAGCUACGGCUGUGCGAGCUUCGGCUGGAGGCUGAACUGGCUCCGAAGCGCGAGGGGACCCAGGGGGAGGCCACGGCCCUGGAGGCCCUCCUGAGGGGGGAGAGCCUGCUGGAGAAGAAGAGCAGCCUCAGCAAGGACGAGGAAACGCUGAUGGAGAUUCAGAGAGUCCUGGAGGCCGAGGAGAACGGGGAUGGUUUCCACGACGACGACGACUUCGAGCUGGACGCGCCGAAGAGGAAGAACAGGAACAGAGGCAAAAGCAGAGGAUCGAGCCGCAGGAGGACGGAGCUCGUUAACGCUGACGACCAGGACAAACCUUACGUCUGCGAUAAUAGAUACAAACAAAAGCAUAACUCAAAAAAGGCUGAAGAAGUCUGUGGGAAGCGCUACAAGAACCGCCCUGGACUGAGCUACCACUACACCCACACCCACUUAGCAGAGGAGGAGGGCGAGGAGGAGAAGGAAGCGGAGCUGGCGGCGUCCCCUCCGCCGAGCUCCGACAACCACAAACCUCAGAAGGGCCCGGACGGGGCCAUCGUCCCCAACGACUACUGUGACUUCUGCCUGGGAGACCAGGACUCCAACAGGAAGACGGGCCAGGCCGAGGAGCUGGUGUCCUGCUCCGACUGCGGACGCUCCGGGCACCCCACGUGCCUGCAGUUCACCGACAACAUGAUGCAGGCGGUGAGGACGUACCAGUGGCAGUGCAUCGAGUGCAAGUCGUGCAGCCUCUGCGGCACCUCGGAGAACGACGACCAGCUGCUGUUCUGCGACGACUGCGACAGAGGAUACCACAUGUAUUGCCUGAAGCCCCCGAUGACCCAGCCUCCUGAAGGGAGCUGGAGCUGCCACUUGUGUCUGGAUCUGUUAAAGGACAAGGCUUCAGCAUACGGAGAAGCAUAACCAACAAUCUCCUCCACACGUCAUGACUAUGAAUAUAUUUGUACAUAUACAUAAAGUUGUUUGACAUACGUUAGGUAGAGCUUUCUGUUGGAUAGAAUCAAGCACAAACCCCCCUCUUGUCUGAAACACGCUCCGGUGCCUCAGCAGGCUCAGGGCAGUUUCCUGUGUGAGGCACAGCGCUCCUCUACCUCUCGUUUAACUACGUGUGCACAGCGCUCCAUAUGCAAACGCCAUCAGCAUCCAGUCUCCAUCAUAAGGCUCGCUACCUCACCGCUCAGGAACCGGCACGAAGCCAAAGACAGAUUGAUGGCAGUCAGAUCUGGGUCGCUCACUAGUACUGUACGUGGGGUUUAAAUUAAACAUUGGAACCCUCUGGGCGUCUCUGCGCAGUCGGCGUGAUUUGAGCGAUGUCUCGUCCAGAGUGUUUGCUGAAGGUUUUUUCACUUGCUUCCUCUGCUGCACAAGCUCCACCGCGGGGAGACCUGAGUGGAUUCGACUAAUGUUUGUUUAGGUUUUUGCCCUCGCAGCUCCGCUCCCGUCCUGUGUUUGUACGUAGCAGUGACUUUCCCUCUUCGUAUCUGGACAGACUCAGAGCUGACAGCGUCUGUCGGGCUUGGUGAAAUUUACGUUGGACGCGAACAGGAAGCAGGAGCGAUAAUGCAGACGCGGACAGGCGCGUUUUUUGAUCCACAUCUGUUUUCUUUAUCUCCACAGUGCAAUACGUCUUUACUUCAUCACUUCAUUAAGGAACAACAAAAACACUUUGGUACAAUGAGCUCACUUCACCUAUUAUAUACAUAGUCUCAUAUGUUUUAAUAAAUAAACACCAGCAAAAUUAGCAAAUCUGUGACAGGUCUUAUAUGAGGAAGCGUUUAUGGUGUGGGCUUUUUUGUAUGAUUGUUUUAUUAGUUUCAUGUCAAAACCUAAUGUAUUCACAAAUAUUGUAAAUGUUUGCAACAAAACAGCACAAACAGGACGAAACAAGCUCUAAACUAAAAGACGACACAUUCGCCUUUUUAAUUUUUGCAAACGUAACGUUGCUUUUCCACUGACAAUCAUAGAUAGAUGGCAUUAAUAACAUGCAUUUUUAUUGUGUUUUUUUCAUUGUGGAUUUAAGGACCAUUUGCGUCAUCUUUAUCUGAUGCCAUGGGAUUUAAAAUGUCUGAUAAAGUAAAUGUUUGUAUGUGUUGAAAUAAAGAUGCUUCCAUUA
Molecule: messenger RNA, 3180 nt
Organism: Betta splendens (Siamese fighting fish)
Lineage: Eukaryota; Metazoa; Chordata; Actinopteri; Anabantiformes; Osphronemidae
Gene: dpf3
Product: double PHD fingers 3
Exons: 11
Coding region: 732-1970 (412 amino acids)
Biological process (GO): nervous system development
Cellular component (GO): nucleus; nBAF complex
Source: RefSeq, a predicted model, not a curated record